CGUCCUCACUUGGUCAAUUCCAAAAUGGCUGCGACCUCUGCAGGACGCAUUGCAGGUUUAUGCAGGCAAUUUCAACGCUGUAUAUCAAUAGCACCAUCUUUCAAAUUACAGACAGAAUAUUGUUCGUCCAGAUGUGGUAGUCUCUCAAACAGGCCGAGCUCAUUUUCUCCAGCAUUGAAUCCGGCGCAGUACAGGCUUUUCCACACAUCACAGAGCCGAAAAGGUCUGGAGGAUUUCUUCGAUCCUCCCGAGAACUGGGGCGAAACCACUGUCAAGUCUGGUGCCCCAUGGACAGCUAAACAGUUACGGGCAAAAAGCAAUGAGGAUUUACACAAGCUCUGGUAUGUUCUACUGAAGGAGAAGAACAUGCUGCUCACCACUGAGCAGGAGUCAAAGAGACAGCGCCUGCAAAUGCCCGGUCCAGAACGACUCAAAAAGGUGGAGAGGUCCAUGACCAGGCUUGACUCGGCUGUGCAGGAGCGUGAAGGGGCCCUUCGCCUGCUGCUCACUGGGCAGGAGAAAGGAAGGCCUGGGGAGUGGAGGAGGAACGUCUUUGGACACGUGUACUGGUAUCGCUUCAGAGAACACCCCAUUCCCUGGCACCUGAACUCUCGAUACAGGAGGAAGCGUUUCUUCACACCAGAAUUUGUUGAACCGCACAUGAGGCUGAGGUUGGAGAAGCGCAUCCGCUCCAAGGUGAGGAAGGCCCAGCUGGAGAAGCAGAAGGAGGAGAGGCAGGCAGAGCUGUUCCCUAAAGCAUCAGCGCAGACAGCGUGAGUGCCGCUGGAGGACCAGAGGCCAUCUCAGCCUCCAGCAUCCCUCCCUGGACCACUUCACGACAGCAUCCCUCCCUGGACCAACUGGAGGACCAGAGGCUGAUCCAUCUCCGCAUCCAGCCUCCUCCCUCACUGGACCAAAUAAAGCAGGCUCUGGUGUGGGUCUGUGCCAAGCCCAGUCUGAUGUGGCUGGUCUGCAGCUGAUUCUGGGGGGAUUGGUACAGUCGUGGUGCUGUGUGAGUGUGAGGGUCAAGUGGAGCAGAGAGGAGUUAUGUGAGAAACAGAUGUUUAUUGGAGUUCUGUCUGUGUUGUGCUGACAUGAUUGAGCAUCGUAAUAAAUACAGGUUGCUUUUGUACAAUAGUGCUCCUGGAUUAUCUGUGUCAUGUCCAAAUUCAAAGGCAUCACAAUAAAAAUGUUUAUUUUUCAAAAA
This is a messenger RNA of Clupea harengus (Atlantic herring), 1207 nucleotides long. RefSeq names its product mitochondrial ribosomal protein L47 (gene mrpl47). Lineage: Eukaryota; Metazoa; Chordata; Actinopteri; Clupeiformes; Clupeidae. Gene Ontology annotation, molecular function: structural constituent of ribosome. Gene Ontology annotation, cellular component: mitochondrial ribosome; mitochondrial large ribosomal subunit. Gene Ontology annotation, biological process: mitochondrial translation. The record is from RefSeq and is a predicted model, not a curated record.